Tachyglossus aculeatus (Australian echidna) is the source of this 552-nucleotide messenger RNA. RefSeq names its product extensin-like. NCBI's taxonomy places the organism in Eukaryota, Metazoa, Chordata, Mammalia, Monotremata, Tachyglossidae. The transcript is spliced from 7 exons. The record is from RefSeq and is a predicted model, not a curated record. The coding region runs from base 1 to 552 and encodes 183 amino acids.
AUGUCAGUCAAAGUCUCUCGGAGACCACGCCCAUCCAUGUCCCCGCCAAUCAUCAGGCGCGCUACGUCAGAGGCCACGCCCAUUCACGAUCCCGCCCCUUUGGACACGCCCCGGCACGCCCCUGCAGAAACCACGCCCAUUUAUGAUCGCGCCCGUUCAUGGCCCCGCCCCUUUGGACACGUCACGUCAGAGACCAUGCCCAUUGAUGAGCCCGCCCCUGUGGACGCGCCCUGUCAGACCACGCCCGUUUAUCUUCCCGCCCCCCCCAGGACACGCCCCGUCAGAGACCACGCCCAUUUAUGGGCCCCGCCCCUUAGGACGCGCCCCACCACGCCCAUGCACUGCCCCGCCCCUUUUGACGCGCCCUGUAAGACCACGCCCGUUUAUGAUCCCGCCCCUCAGGGGCACGCCCCGACACAGGACACGCCCAUUUACGGCUCCCGCCCCUAUCGGAUCGCCCCGUCAGAGACCACGCCCAUUUAUGACCCCGCCCCAGCCCGCGCCCGUUUAUGGCCCCUCCCCGUCAUGCCCCCCUAUGACGGCAUCCGUUAA